Messenger RNA from Marasmius oreades (fairy-ring Marasmius), 1698 nucleotides. RefSeq lists its product as uncharacterized. The record is from RefSeq and is a predicted model, not a curated record. The coding region runs from base 355 to 1647 and encodes 430 amino acids. NCBI's taxonomy places the organism in Eukaryota, Fungi, Basidiomycota, Agaricomycetes, Agaricales, Marasmiaceae. The transcript is spliced from 6 exons.
CUGAUCCCAUCAUGUCAUCAAGCUUAGUGCCUCUACGCACUCGAGUCUUCUUGCUCACCUAUGUUAUCUCGGAAAUCAACUCGCAAAAGCUACAGGUCCCGUUCUCACUUUCACUCCGGACACAGGAGGAGGCAGUUCAAGUAAUUGCUAGUGUCACUUAUCGACAUAUCACUGGGCGUCGCCGCCAGGCGGGCAAGACAGAACACCAGCAAGUUCACGACUGUGCUGCUACUCUCCUCACAGAUGGAUGUAGUGAACAUAGGGCUGUAGCAGUCCUCAGCAGUCGCUUGGAUAGGGAUUCAUCUUCCGUUCUUGUGAUAAUCAGCCCUCCCCGCAAGAACGUCGUCUCUAAACAUGCAAAGCCCGAGCUCGUUGAAUAUGCCGAUACACUUAUCAACCUUCUCCAAUCUCACGCACAAACACGCAGCCCUGUCACUCUGCACAAUCUUUCAAAUCAUAUCUAUAAGCAUCGCCAUACCAAAGUCAAACUUCAAUCGCAAUCGCUUUUGGAUGCUUUCCUACGAGGAAGUGUGGCCGCUUGUAAAGAAAAAGUUGUCGAAACCCCUAGCUACCAUUGUUAAGCAACUCCACGAGGAUAAGGAACUUCCCCAGGGUUUCUUCGAAGAACCAAACUUUCUGAUCCUCGCGGAAGAUACUCUCACCGCCCCCAUCCUUCUCAUGUAUCGGAUUGUUACUGCGAUCACUCGACCCACACGGUCAGAUUUGUCGCCAGAAGAGCACAUUCACACUGGCAUUGUCGUCUUGAAAGAGAUAAUUGACCUCGUUCCUCCUGGGUACUGGCGUUUGGAGUCAGUCGAUGAUAACUUCCGCGCAUGUUUUGCCGCUCAGGAACAGGAUGUGACCUUGUCUGCAGCCACCGAUUGCGCAGGAACGACCGCUCUUUUCUCCAAACCCCAUUGGGAUCUUCACUUGCGCCCUGUUGGCCUAGACGAGAACAUUCCUGUGGAAACGCCCUCAAUGGGCGUUGGUGAAGCCGCGAGGAUCUUUCUGAGAGGUGUCGCAGCAAUCUAUCAAUAUGAAGCGUCACAUCGCACGUUGGUCAAUCAUUCUCUCUGCAAGCGCAACGUUCCGAUCAAUCUCUCCUUUGUCGAGCUGGAACGCCAGACCUUGAAGAAGUUGUCACAUUCAGAGCUUCAAUCGUUGCUGGAAUCAUGGUCUCUACCGCCCAACCGACUGGCGAAGGAAUGCCUGGCUUGUGCGGAAUCUUCAGUGUAUGCCCCUCACUGCGCGGCUGCUCCUAUGGCCGUUUUUGCCUACUCUCAGGUACAUGCGAACACUGAAAAGCUGAACGGCUACACUACCCCUCCUCCGCCUCCCGAUGUUCUUAAAAGUUGGUUUCCACCAGCCUCUCCUGAGCACGACUGGGCCCUCACGAUUGGCACAGCUAAGAAGUGCUGUCCAGCCUGCUCCCUCCUCUGCUUAACGCUCGAGAAGGUGUUAGGUGUCGAAUUCAAUAUCGCUUCAGGCCAUACGGACUGGUCUCCAUGGUGGGCCCCCUCCUGGCUUCCUGAUUGUGCGCUGGAGAUGAUGGAGACGACUUUACUUGAUUUGCUGCGCGAGCUUCUCUACACCGAUGACUCCGACAACAGACAGGGACUCGCCAAUACUGCUGGUAUCCUCCGCUGAGACGGGCUUAGACGGCAGGCUUUCUUGCAUUCGUCUGGAUGUCCCUUGCUA